Molecule: messenger RNA, 1842 nt
Organism: Oikopleura dioica
Lineage: Eukaryota; Metazoa; Chordata; Appendicularia; Copelata; Oikopleuridae
Source: the annotation of a GenBank genome assembly
AUGGACUACCUACGCGAUACUCUGAGAAGAAAUGGCCAGGGUGGAAAGCAAAACGACCCUUACAACCAAAGUCCCAAAUACGUUAAUCUGAAGAAUGUAAUUGAGGAUUCACUCAAAGACCUUGCAGUGAAAAGUCCGACAGAUGGGAAAAAGAUCGAAGGAACAGGGAGGAUUAUUGUGUUUACGCACGCGACAGAAGAAAACCUUGAGGUCCAGAGCAAUCAGUGGCGGAAAGACCUGACUGCUACGAUAGAGAAAAUCAAUGCGAGCGCUAAGGCGAAUGGAACAGUGGAGCUUGAUCGGGUGGAAAUCGUAAUUAUCGACAUCAAAAACGAAAAAGUGAUCAACACGGACCUGAAAAUUCUUGCGGACGAAAAGUACUUCAAGCUCGAGGUUACUCAUGUAGAAGCAGGUGGUUCCGAAAGUGGCAAAGAAUGGCAGCUGACAGAUCGAGUUGUCGAGCUGGCGACGCAGCAUCACCGACUUAUGCGCACGAUGAUCUCUGGAAUUCCCAUGAAAGAAGAACAGACCUCCGGCGGCGGUGGCUCGGUUAACUAUGAAGUACCGUUUUUGCACCCGCAGCUUGGCAAGUCGACGGAAAUGGUCGAUCUAAAAUGGAACACUCCAAAAAUCGAUUCCUCCCAACUGCGCCCCUGUUGUUCGGCCGUUCGAAUUUCCCCGCUUGAAGUGAAUUCGAGACAUUCUGAUUGCCUGACAAAGUAUUUGUGCAACGGCCGUCGAUCCGUCCUCCUCUCCUGCAAGGAGAAGGUCACUCACAUGCUUGCUUGCAACGGAGGCGAUAUUUACCUUCACAAGCUCUCUACUCCGUUCACUCCUCAAGAACCGCCCAGUCUCGAAAGUGCUCCUGGUGGUUUGCGAUACGAUUAUCGAAUCAACGACAUGGUGAGCCUUAUCAAUAAGCACACGCUUUUCCCAUCCCAAACUGCUACCAUGGGAGCCGCAGAAACGAAUAAAACUGCGAUGGAGCAAUACACGCGCGUUUUCCCACUGGUGAACUCAGAAUCCGCACUUUACUCAAUGAGUGGAACUCAAUCUGUUGAUAAGAUUCUCCAAAUGGUUCCCAAGUCAACACUAUCGGAAGUCGAAAAGAUCGAAUUGAUCAAUGCCGCGACUGAUCUCAUUGAAAAAGAAAAAAAUAAGGAGCCAAUUCCUUGGUCAAGUGGAUCACAGGGAGGAAAGCCGCCGAAAAAAGACGAGCAGUACAAAAUUCUCUGGUCUGAGAUCAAAACACUUUUUGAGGCGCAUAUUGAUAACUCUACUGCGCACAAAGAAGUAUCAGAUAAAAUCUUCGCCACGCGCGGUCGCCCAGACGAACCCAAAGAGACCCCGAUGGAAGUAGACACGACUGAAAUCGAAAAAGAUCCAAAUUUCAACCCCGAUGAAAUUCCUACAAAAACGAUUUUCGAGUGCUUGCUUGAGAUUGACGCCAAGAAGCCAAAGCGCCCGCGGUUUUAUGGACAAGUCAUGGGCAGAGACAAGGUUCAGCUUUACCCGUUUCUUGGAGGCGAAUCGGACAACGUUGAUAACAUGAGAAAAGACGGAUCCGAUAAUAUGGAGAAUAAGAAGGCCCUUGACGCGAUGAAUCAAAAACUGGUGAAGAGUAUGAUGCCAAAGGGAGAUCACGGACCGGUAGAUCCAAGAUCGAGGGCGCAGAAAAGAGGCGUCUCGGCUGAUCCCGUUCAAAGGAGGGGAGAUGUUGAUAAUGUUCAAAGGAGGGGAGACACGCAAGAUAUCCAGCGACGCGGAGAUACUCCAGAAGGGCGUAACUUCAAUCAAGAUCCAAGACUCAUGCACAGAAACAUCCGCGAAAAAUGGAAAUAG